CCCCUCGGGCCGCCCGCGGCCCUCAGCAGCCGGCCCAGCAGCGGCCGCUCCCGCAGGAGGCCGCCCCUGCCGCAGGCACAGCCACGGCCCGGCUCUCCCCGAAGGGGAGGGACCAAACUUUGCCUUACUUUUCAGCUGAGACAAUCUUUCUGGGGGAAAUCUUCUCUGAGCCUGGAAAACAAGUUUCUGGCACGGAGCCAUGCCCAACAAAGCCUGCGCGUCGCCGAGGUGCUGGGCCGUGCCCCCGGUAUGGCAGGGACAGGCUCAUGUCUGGGCUGCCUGUGUGUGAAUUCUGAUCUCCCGGCUGGGUCCGGGUCCAGCAGCAGGAAACCCACGAGGAAAUUCCCCCGGGUGGGUUGCAACACCCCGUGGAGGAGCUGCAAUGCCCGUGGUGGGGCGAGCAGUGGGGGACGGCGCUUUGGCUCAAGGCUCCUUCCUGAAGAGUCCAGCAUGACAGAGCUCCAUGAAGCUGUGGCUGUGGGUGACUAUGACCUGGUGGAAAAGAUUUUGAAGGCAGGGCACUGCGACCCAAACCAGAAGGAUGCUGACUGGAAUGACAGGACCCCUCUGCACUGGGCUGCUGCCAAAGGGCGGCCGGACCUGCUCAGGCUGCUGGUGGCUCACGGCGCCCGGCCGUGCCUGCGCAGCGCUGUGGGCCGGACCGCCGCUCACUUCGCUGCCGAGGCGGGCGAGCUGCGGGUGCUCCGCGCCCUCCACUCCCUGCACGCCGCUAUGGAUGCCGCCGACCUCUUCGGAGACACUCCCCGGAGGCUCGCGGAGAUCUACGGACACCGGGAGUGCUCCAAAUUCUUGGAAAAAGCAGAGGUGGAAAGUAGGAACUACCAAAGGAAAGCUGCACUGAGAAAAAUCCCCUUAGACCAGAGAGAUGAAGACUGGGAACUCAAGAAAGAAGAUCUUCGGAAAAAUCCACCAUGUUUUUGGGAGAAGUGCACAACCUCUAUUCAAAAGAAAAACAGGAAAAAAAAGGGGAAGCAGUGGUGAGCCCUGCCUGUUUGGUGACUCCAAGUGCUUGCAAAGGCACUGGCAGACCUCAGGUGGAUCUCCAGAGUGAUAUUGGGCUGAAUGGAAGAAGCAGAUGGCUACAAGAGUGCAUCCUUAGAGAUACACUGUAAACAAUUUCCUUAAGAGCUAGAUGUUCUUCAGCCUCUCUCUGAGUUUAUAUUUAUCUGAUCUUAAAUUAAAAUAAAAACAACCAAAGAAUGUUUAAAUAUACCAAUAUUCUAAAUCACUGAAAUGUUUAAAGUUACUGCGAUGGCAGCAAUUACCCAUAUUCAGGGUAAUUACCCAUGUCAGGGAAAAAAAUAGUCUUGAUCCUACCUGAUUCACAAAAGCAUCUUGCACUGUGGUUCUGCUUGCUCUUCUGAUGUCUGUGGGCCUUUGCUUCUUUGCUUCUGUCACUGAGUCAACAAGGAGCCUCUAAAUGGACUGGCAGCCUCUGGUGAUGCCAGUCCCUUUUAUUGAAAGCGGGAUAUAGUUGCUUUUUCUGGAUGAAGAUGAGAUGUUAAUGUUGAGCUUUCAGUGGACACAUGGGUCCAACAGACUGAAUCUUCCAUUCCUGGCUCAGUGAAAGGGAAAAUGUGCUCCCUCCUUGCUCCUUUCAGACAGCUGCAACUGCCAAGGAUAUUGAAGAGCUGUUCGUUUUUUUAGCAUUACCCCAUCCAUUUUUGUGUCUUUGCAAAUAGGAAUGUUGUGCAACUGGUCCUUAGCCCUGCUUCUGUUCAUCAACACUUUCAAUGGCAAAAACAUUUUUAACACUUUCACUUCUUGGUAAUAAAAUUUGGAAUGUGACCCAGAGCAGUUUUCCACACUGUGCCAGCACUGUGCAGCCAUUCCCAUUGACUUCUGACAUCUCUCAUGUCACAGCUUCUCCAAGCUGGGCA
Oenanthe melanoleuca is the source of this 1901-nucleotide messenger RNA. RefSeq names its product ankyrin repeat domain 66 (gene ANKRD66). The record is from RefSeq and is a predicted model, not a curated record. NCBI's taxonomy places the organism in Eukaryota, Metazoa, Chordata, Aves, Passeriformes, Muscicapidae. Gene Ontology annotation, molecular function: protein binding. The transcript has 4 exons. The coding region runs from base 250 to 1002 and encodes 250 amino acids.